Molecule: messenger RNA, 1928 nt
Organism: Populus euphratica (Euphrates poplar)
Lineage: Eukaryota; Viridiplantae; Streptophyta; Magnoliopsida; Malpighiales; Salicaceae
Product: serine/threonine-protein kinase AFC2-like
Exons: 12
Coding region: 155-1459 (434 amino acids)
Biological process (GO): protein phosphorylation
Cellular component (GO): nucleus
Molecular function (GO): ATP binding; protein serine/threonine kinase activity
Source: RefSeq, a predicted model, not a curated record
UCCAAAAGAACAGGGGUUAAAAAAAAAACAAAUAUAUUAUUAUUCUGUUGCAAAUAAAUAAAUAAUUGAAUUAAUUUGAUCGAUCGAUCAAUGAAAAUCUGAUGAUCUGCAGGUGCUUAGGGUUAGGUUUAUUGUAUAAUGAAACAAUUAAGAAAUGGAGAUGGAGUAUGUGAGUGAAUUCCCUCACAAUUACAUGGAUCGUCGUCCCAGAAAGAGGCCCAAAUUAGCAGCAGCAGCUUGGGAUAUUCCUCCUCAACUUCAACCUCACACUCACACCAAGGCUCAGUCAGGAUUGUAUUAUGGGCAAGUGGUUGGAAAUGGGACAAGCAUUGGAUCAUCAAGGAUGCUCCCCGACCAUGCCAGUCUUUUUGUGAAGGGAUUAGCACAGAAAGGCUCUCCCCCGUGGCGAGACGAUGACAAAGACGGACAUUAUGUAUUUGCUCUUGGAGAGCAUUUAACAUCCCGCUAUAAGAUUCACAGAAAGAUUGGUGAAGGAACUUUUGGUCAGGUUUUGGAAUGCUGGGAUAGGGAAACAAGAGAGAUGGUUGCUGUAAAAGUUGUGCGAAGUACAAAGAAAUAUCGUGAAGCAGCCAUGUUAGAAGUUGAUGUGCUCCAAUUGCUUGGAAAAUAUGAUAGAAAUGGCAGUCGCUGUGUUCAAAUACGAAACUGGCUUGAUUAUCGUAACCAUAUCUGUAUUGUAUUUGAGAUGCUUGGACCAAGCUUAUAUGAUUUUCUUAGGAAAAAUAACUAUUGCCCAUUCCCAGUCAAUCUUGUUCGCGAGCUUGGCAGACAGCUCUUGGAAUGUGUAGCAUUCAUGCAUGAUAUGCGCCUCAUCCACACUGACUUGAAGCCAGAAAACAUACUUUUUGUUUCUUCAGAAUAUAUAAAAAUACCAGAUUACAAGUCACACACUGAGGGGACCUUUUACAAGAGGUUGCCAAAGUCAAGUGCUAUUAAGGUUAUUGAUUUUGGCAGCACAGCUUAUGGCCAUCAAGAUCACAAGUACAUUGUCUCUACCCGGCAUUAUCGUGCACCGGAGGUUAUUCUUGGACUUGGAUGGAGUUAUCCAUGCGACAUAUGGAGUGUUGGUUGUAUAUUGGUUGAACUUUGCUCGGGAGAAGCAUUGUUUCAGACACACGAGAACUUGGAGCACUUAGCCAUGAUGGAAAGAGUUUUAGGCCCAUUACCUCAGCACAUGCUAAAAAGAGUAGACCUACAUGCUGAGAAGUACAUUAGAAGGGGUAGGUUGGACUGGCCAGGUGGUGCAACUUCUCGGGAAAGCAUUAAAGCUGCUAUGAAGCUACCUCGCCUUCAGAACUUAGUAAUGCAGCACGUUGAUCACUCUGCUGGAGAUAUCAUUGAUCUCUUGCAAGGCCUCCUUAGAUAUGACCCUGCGAAUAGACUAACAGCUCAUGAAGCCCUCAGGCACCCUUUCUUCACAAGGUACAGAAGAUUUUGAGUGGAGAGUUCAAUAAUACUCUCUUAUGUUGAUAUUGGAAAUGGUUUAUUAAGUGAAAGGUUGGAGCUGGCUGAUGUGGGUUCCUGGAUUGCUUUCAAUUACCAUGUUACUGUAUUUCUUGACUUUGUGAGAGUGGGUGGCGUAGCCUGGAUUCCUGAGCUGCUUGUGCAAUUUUCCUUAAAAAUUGAGCAUUUGUACAUAGCCAACCUGUAAUCAGGAGAGGCAUUCUCCAAGUCCCAAGUUUUGACCUCGGAGUAGUUUUGUAGCUGUUUUUUCUUCUUUUUUUCAAAGACUGAUUUGCCUUGACAAGUACCUCAGUGUUGUAAUUUAUUUUUUGUCCACCUUGGUGUUGUGCAAGGGAGGGAUAUUAUCACAGAAAUUGUUGAAAAAAGGCUUUUUUCAUUGCAAAUGUGUGGUAAUUUCCAGUGAGUGGUUCUGAAUCAGUAAAAGACCAUGUUACACCCCUUUC